This is a messenger RNA of Pneumocystis jirovecii RU7, 981 nucleotides long. RefSeq names its product tRNA-dihydrouridine(20) synthase (NAD(+)). NCBI's taxonomy places the organism in Eukaryota, Fungi, Ascomycota, Pneumocystomycetes, Pneumocystales, Pneumocystaceae. The transcript has 5 exons. Gene Ontology annotation, molecular function: flavin adenine dinucleotide binding; tRNA dihydrouridine synthase activity. Gene Ontology annotation, biological process: tRNA dihydrouridine synthesis. The coding region runs from base 1 to 981 and encodes 326 amino acids. The record is from RefSeq and is a predicted model, not a curated record. Gene Ontology annotation, cellular component: cytoplasm.
AUGUGUUCAAAGAUUGUUGAUUAUCAUGGGAAAAUAGUACUUGCGCCUAUGGUAAGGAUUGGGGAGCUUCCUACACGAUUAUUAGCAUUAAAAUAUGGAGCGGAUCUUGUUUGGGGACCAGAAGUGGUUGAUAAAGCUCUUAUUCAUGGAGAAAUAUGUAAACGUGGAACAAAAACAGACAAGAUCAAUUGUAUUGAUUUCGUGAAACCAAAAAGUAAUACAGUUUUAUAUAGAAUUCAUCCUAUAGAGAAAUCUCGAUUAGUUUUUCAACUUGGAUCAUCAGAUCCAGAGCUUGCAGUUAGAGCAGCACGAGUAAUAGCAGGUGAUGUUGCAGCAAUAGACCUUAACUGUGGAUGUCCAAAGCAUUUUUCUGUUCAUAGUGGGAUGGGCGCUGCUUUAUUGAAAAAUGUUGAUCGCUUAGAAGGUAUAUUAGUUGCUUUGGUUCAAAAUAUUGGUAUUCCUUUCAAUAUUGGAAUUAGUGCUAAGAUUAGAAUACUCGAAAAUAUAGAAGAAACGGAAACUAUGGUUAGAAGAUUAUGUAAAACAGGAAUUAUAGGAUUAACAGUUCACUGUCGGACAGUUUCUAUGAGAAAUAAAGAAAAAGCUAUAAGAGAUCAGUUAAAAAUGAUAUCAAAAGUUUGCAGAGAAAAAGGAGUUGCUUGUAUUGCAAAUGGUGAUAUUAUAAAUAAAAAAGACGGAUUACAUGUUAUAAAAGAAUGGAAUACUGAUGGUGCUAUGAUAGCUCGCGCUGCACAAAAGAAUCUUAGUUGUUUUAGGAGUGAAGGUCUUCUUCCUCCUUUAGAGGUAGCGCAAGAAUGGCUGCGUAUAGCGAUAGAAUUUGAUAAUUCAUUUUCGAAUACUAAAUUUUGUAUUUCACAUAUCCUUGAUGACAAAUCAAUUCCUCGAAAAACUAUAUAUCAAGCUUUUCGAAAUGCAAAAUCAUUUUCUGAAAUGUCAAAGAUUCUCGAAUUAAAUAUAUAA